Messenger RNA from Heteronotia binoei (common prickly gecko), 1201 nucleotides. RefSeq names its product TSR2 ribosome maturation factor (gene TSR2). NCBI's taxonomy places the organism in Eukaryota, Metazoa, Chordata, Lepidosauria, Squamata, Gekkonidae. The record is from RefSeq and is a predicted model, not a curated record. Gene Ontology annotation, cellular component: nucleus. Bases 123 to 671 code for a protein of 182 amino acids. The transcript is spliced from 5 exons. Gene Ontology annotation, biological process: maturation of SSU-rRNA from tricistronic rRNA transcript (SSU-rRNA, 5.8S rRNA, LSU-rRNA).
GAUCCCCAGAGCCGAAAUCCUGCCAUCGAUCCCUCGGCGCGCGGCUUUUCUUUCCCGGGCCUGCGACGGUCGCGCUCUAUCGAUGAUUCCGCGGUCGACUUUCUGGCUGCCUGCAGCCUGCGAUGGCGACGCCGAUGAAGGAGGAGGUGGAAGCACGUGGCUUGUUCAGCCAAGGCGUGAAGGCUGUGCUGGGGAGCUGGCCUGUCUUGCAGAUUGCUGUGGAAAAUGGCUUUGGCGGGGCGUACAGCCAAGAGAAAGCCGACUGGAUGGUGGGGGCCGUGGAGCAGUUCUUCCAAAGCAACGCUGACCUGGAUCCAGAGGAAGUGGACGAUUUCCUCGCGGAGGUGAUGAACAAUGAAUUUGAUACCGUGAUAGAAGAUGGGAGCUUGAGCCAGGUAAGCCGGCAACUCUGCCUGUUCUUCAGUCAGUGCCAGCAGGGAAACGGAGCAGCAGUGCAGGAAGCAAUCGCCCGGCUGGCCCAGAAGCAGCAAGAGGCCAGGGCGGUGGCCGCAAAAGCCGUGGCAGCUGAGGAAAGCAGCAGUGAGGAGGAAGAGGAGACGGAAGAAGAGGCCAUGGAGUGCAGCUCGAACGGAGCCCAGCCCAGCCCCCCUCCCCCCUCAGACCCCGGCCCGGAAGACGGUUGGACCGUGGUAAGGAAGAAGAAGAAAUGAGAGCGAGAAAGAGAAAUACCACAACGGCGGGAUCCUCACGUGGACGGCUGCAAGCGCAGGCCUCUCCCUCCUGUCAGAGUCACGGAAUGGAACUGAGAUGAGGAGCGAUUUGGGGGCAGGAUUGACUCAGACCCCUCCCUCUGGGGUUGACCGCGCUGCAUUGCUGCCCCUAUGCUCCCACACCCUGGAGGGGGCAGCUAGGAACCAGCUGUCAGGGUCCUAGAGAGUACAGAGAGGGCAUCCCUUCUCUCUUCAGUUCAACGUGUCUUGUUACUAAUGCACUUUGCAGACUGCAGUGCUCGGCAGAUAGAGCUGGCCGUCAGGGCCUAGCGACCACAUCCAAGGACUCUUCUAAAGCUUAUUUAAAUUAUUGGCUAUCGUCGACGCAUCAAUAUCUAGUGGCAGUGAGUUCCACCGCCUCAGAUCACCCAUUUGUUCUGCUUGUCUUAAACUGCUUCUUACCCGUUUCGUUCACUCCCUGUUAAGUCCCCGCUGGGAAGGAAAGAAUAAAGCUUCCCCCGUUUUCACGC